AUCAAACAUCAAACAAUUAUCUUUCCAGUUAUCUCCUCAUAUAUAAAAUAUCAAAUUCAUAGAGAUAUGAUCUUCGGAUUCAAUUUUGUUUCCAUUUAUGCUCUUUAAAUAUAAGAAAAAUUAAUGAAAGAGGUUCUAAACAUCUUAAUAAAUAUUGUUUUUAAAUUGCAUUUUUUUUUUUCAGAAACUACAUGCAUCUUAAGAGAAUAAUAUUACAAUUCAUAACCCGUUUAACUUUAUUAAUAAUGUUCAUAUCCUUGUGCUAGAAAACCAAAAAAAAUCAAACACAUGUAUUUUUUUUUUUCUUUUUAUGUCUGAAAUCAUCUAUGAAAACCGUUUUCUUCCAACAUCUUAAGAGUCUCAUACUCUAAUUUCUUUGUUUUUUAUAUAUAACAUUUCAUAGUCUAUUUUCUUUGUUGUUUAUAUAUAACAAAUAGGAUUUCAUUAACGCUAAGGAAGGAAUUGUACAAUUGAAGCCUUUCUCUUUGAUGCUUUUCUCAUGAAGAAUGCAAUUAUGCAAAAAAGGUAUCUUUCUAUGCUACAAUCCCGUUAUACACAUGUCAAGUAAAUAAGCAUACCACAUUCCAACAUUGUUUGACCCGACCCAUUUACUUCUUCCCGUUAAGAUCAUACUUUCAAACCGAUAACAAAGUACAAUUUUGAACAAUUUAUCACUCGUUUCUUUCAGACGCAUGCAAUAGACGUACUAUUCGAGUGUUUCUUGCUCUGUUUGCUUCCUUCGUCUUCUCUUUUUCAUCUUUCUCUCUUCUAUUUUAGAGAAAGAGACACGAAGCUUUUACUUUUAAAAGUUCCAACUUUUCAAAACCCUUUACACUAAACAUGUGAUCAAUCACCUUCCAUAUGAAUCGAUAACGAAAAAGAUUCCUUUUACAAGAUACCCAUUUUGACAAGACACCCAAAAAGGUGAAAUUUUUAUGUUGGGAGUUCAAUUUUGAUUCUUUAAAGUAUAUAUCGAUCGAUACAUAGAGGAAACGAUUGUGAUUGUGAAGUCGUUCGUGUGUCUAAAGGUUUUAGUUUCUUGCUCAAAUCGAAAUUCGAAAACCAAAUUGUUAAUUUAGGUUUUGGAUAUUCUCUCAUAUUCUCUCCAUUUUUUUACAUAAAAAUGGGGGGAAUGUCGUCUGAUAAUAUACAUGGACUCGUAUUAGCUAUUUCUUCAAGUUUAUUUAUUGGAUCUAGCUUUAUUAUUAAGAAAAAAGGUCUCAUGAAAGCUGGUGCUACUGGAAUUAGAGCAGGUGAAGGAGGCUACACAUACUUGAAGGAGCCAUGGUGGUGGGCUGGGAUGGUGAGCAUGAUUAUAGGUGAGGUAGCAAAUUUCGCUGCCUAUGCAUAUGCUCCAGCAAUUCUCGUAACCCCAUUAGGAGCUCUAAGUAUGAUCAUAAGUGCAGUGUUAGCCCAUUACUUUUUGGAUGAAAGGUUGCAUAUUUUUGGUGUAGUCGGGUGUGCAUUAUGUUUAGUGGGUUCAACCGUAAUUGUCUUGCAUGCCCCACAAGAGACCCAAGUUGACUCGGUUAAACAAGUCUGGUUCUUUGCAACCGAGCCAAGAUUCCUGGUGUAUGCCGUUCUUGUUUUGGUUUUUGUUGGCGUACUUAUUUACCGUUAUGUGCCGUUAUACGGUGGGACCCAUUUGGUCAUAUAUGUCGGGAUUUGCUCUCUCAUGGGCUCCCUCACGGUUAUGUGUGUGAAAGCAGUGGGAAUCGCUAUGAAGCUAUCAUUUUCUGGAAGUAACCAAUUUAUAUACUUCCAAACAUGGAUUUUCACCUUGCUACUAUUCGUAUUCUGUCUCACACAACUCAACUACUUGAACAAGGCACUAGAUACCUUCAAUACUGCUGUCAUUUCGCCUGUAUAUUAUGUCAUGUUUACAAGCCUCACCAUUUUAGCCAGUAUGAUCAUGUUCAAGAAUUGGAAUCAUCAAAAUGCGACACAAAUUGUGACAGAAUUGUCUGGUUUUGUGACGAUUUUUUCGGGAACUUUUCUUCUUCAUAAAACAAAGGAUAUGGGAACUCCAGUGGUGGUGGAAUCACCUAAGCUUUCACAUUCUGUAACUAGAAGCACAAAUGAAAGCCCCAGGCGGCCGGAGGUGUGAAUUCUCACCGGUUGUUAGCGGUGGUGAUGGUUGCCGGAAAGUUAACCUCCGGUGGCCGGAAUUCUGACAUGUUAGAUUGUUAGCGGUUGUGGUGGAUUAGAGGCAUAUGGUAUCAAGAUGCUGUGAGAAAUCAGAAACAUGAGAGAUCUGUUCAGGAAUUUAGCGAUAUUUUCUUACAUUUUUAUUGGUUAUUUUGAUUAUUUUUUUGUGGUUUAUGAUGUUUAUAUUGUGGCGAAUUUGUAGGUCUAACUUUUCAAAUUUUUGAUAUUUGAUUUAACAGAUCGAUCUUGUUAGUUUUCAAAUAAUAUACUAAUAGUUUUCAUCUAUAUUUGAAGUUAAGAAAGGUACGACAUUAGAAAUCAAUUGUGAAAGGUUGGUUUUUUAAUAAAGAAAAGUUACAUUUUCUGUAUAUAAUUCAAACGAAUUUUGGAUAAAAG
Lactuca saligna is the source of this 2544-nucleotide messenger RNA. The record is from the annotation of a GenBank genome assembly. Lineage: Eukaryota; Viridiplantae; Streptophyta; Magnoliopsida; Asterales; Asteraceae.